This is a messenger RNA of Pieris rapae (cabbage white), 1077 nucleotides long. RefSeq names its product cell wall protein IFF6. Bases 94 to 834 code for a protein of 246 amino acids. Lineage: Eukaryota; Metazoa; Arthropoda; Insecta; Lepidoptera; Pieridae. The record is from RefSeq and is a predicted model, not a curated record. The transcript is spliced from 3 exons.
UUUUUUUUGUUCUGUCUCAAAUCCUUAUAAAAGCUCGAUAUAAUUGCGAUCAAAUCAGUUUGGUUACGGUCUCUAACGAAUCCAAAAGCCAAAAUGAUUCCUACUUUCGUGCUCUUCGUUUUAAGCAUAAUGCAUGCUCAUGCUGUUCCUGAAGGUGCACCAUUUGCAUACCAAGGGUAUCAACCCAACUUUUUAAUACCAAUAAAUACAGCUCAGGCAACAACCUACACCAGCAAUGCGCCUGGAGACGCUUAUGACACAAGCAUUUUAAGGCGCUCAUGUACAGGCAUAGGAUCAUGUGCAGGCAUAGCCUCAUCCAGAGGCCCAGGAUCAUGCUCAGGCCCAGGAUCAUGCUCUGGCUCAGGAUCAGGCUCAGGUCCAGGGUCAUGCACAGGCACAGGAUCAUGCACAGGACAAAACUCAGGCAGUGGCCCAGGGUCAUGCGCAGGCCCAGGAUCAUGCUCUGGCGCAGGAUCAGGCUCAGGCUCAAGAUCAUGCACAGGCUCAGGAUCAUGCUCAGGUUCAAGAUCAGGCUCAGGCUCAGCAUCAUGCUCAGGCUCAGCAUCAUGCUCGGGCUCAGGAUCAGGCUCAGCACCAGGAUCAUGCUCAGUCGCAGGAUCAUGCUCAGGAUCAGGAUUACGUUUUGGCAUUACCUUUGGUGGAAACACAUUACAAACUAGCUCUGGAUCUGGCUCAGGCUCAGGCUCAGGCUCAGGUUCGGGCUCAGGCUCAGGCUCAGGCUCAGGCUCAGGCUCAGGAUCAGGAUCAGGAUCAGGAUCAGGAUCAGGAUCAGGAUCGGGCUCAGGCUCAGGCUCAAAAUCAGCAUCAGGCUAAGGCUAAUGCUCGGGAAACAGCAAAAGAGGAACUAGCUCUUUUAGAUAUACUAAGUUUUUGUAAGAUUUCUAUCUAGAGAUCCGUAUAGCUUUCAAAUCCCACUUAUCGAACCAGUCAAUGAAACUGCCAGCAGCCAUUCGCAAUCAAUUUAGAUUUUACUAAACCGAUAUUAAUAGGUAAGCAAACAUUAAAAAAAUCAAUCCAUGUAUUUAAGCAAAUAUAUUAAUAAAUGAAUAAAGCAAG